AUGGCCAUCUCUUCCAAUCUUCCUCUCCUCCCUGCUGCACUGUUUCUCUUACUCCUCCCAACAUCAUCUGUCUUAGCCACUGAAAGAGAGCGCAAGACCUUCAUCGUACGAGUUCGCCCUGAUGCUAAGCCUUCCAUCUUCCCCACUCACCAGCACUGGUACGAGUCCUCCCUCACCUCUCUCCUCUCAUCUCAUCAUUCCACCGCUGCUACUGCCACUUCCCCUCCCCCUCCUCCUCCUCCUCUUCUUCUCCACACCUACAGCACCGUCUUCCACGGCUUCUCUGCUCAGCUCACUGUUUCCCAAGCUCACGCCCUUCAUUCCUUCCCCGGCAUUCUCGCUGUUAUUCCCGAGCAAGUCAGGCAACUUCAUACCACGCGAUCCCCUCAAUUUCUCGGCCUUAAGACCUCCGACAGCGCCGGCUUGCUCAAGGAGUCCGAUUUCGGCUCCGAUCUUGUCAUCGCUGUUAUUGAUACUGGGAUAUGGCCUGAGAGGAAAUCCUUCGACGAUCGGGACCUUGGCCCCGUUCCCCCCAAGUGGAAAGGCGCCUGCGUCCCCGGGAGGGACUUUCUGGCCACUUCCUGCAACAGGAAAUUGAUCGGAGCUAGGUACUUCAGCAAUGGCUACGAGGCCACCAACGGGAAGAUGAACGAGACCACCGAGUAUCGCUCGCCCAGGGAUUCAGACGGCCAUGGCACCCACACCGCUUCCAUUGCCGCCGGCAGGUACGUCUUUCCUGCGUCGACUCUGGGGUACGCUCGCGGCGUGGCUGCUGGGAUGGCCCCCAAAGCUCGCUUAGCUGCGUAUAAAGUUUGUUGGAACUCCGGCUGCUUGACCCUUCUGGCAAGAGUUCCGAAAGGCCUGAGCUUGACCUUGAAACCCUCCAGAAGAACAUUUCUGGGAUUUUCGCCACCAUUCGGGGAUGCAAUUUAG
Coffea eugenioides is the source of this 933-nucleotide messenger RNA. RefSeq names its product subtilisin-like protease SBT1.5. NCBI's taxonomy places the organism in Eukaryota, Viridiplantae, Streptophyta, Magnoliopsida, Gentianales, Rubiaceae. Gene Ontology annotation, biological process: proteolysis. The transcript has a single exon. Gene Ontology annotation, molecular function: serine-type endopeptidase activity. The coding region runs from base 1 to 933 and encodes 310 amino acids. The record is from RefSeq and is a predicted model, not a curated record.